Ochotona princeps (American pika) is the source of this 5064-nucleotide messenger RNA. It is a transcript of the gene BCR, whose product is annotated as BCR activator of RhoGEF and GTPase. Gene Ontology annotation, biological process: protein phosphorylation; positive regulation of GTPase activity; intracellular signal transduction. The transcript is spliced from 23 exons. The record is from RefSeq and is a predicted model, not a curated record. Gene Ontology annotation, cellular component: membrane. The coding region runs from base 69 to 3962 and encodes 1297 amino acids. Gene Ontology annotation, molecular function: GTPase activator activity; guanyl-nucleotide exchange factor activity; protein serine/threonine kinase activity. NCBI's taxonomy places the organism in Eukaryota, Metazoa, Chordata, Mammalia, Lagomorpha, Ochotonidae.
CCCCGGCACCUCCGGCACCCCCAGCGCUUUGGCUCGUGCCCGUUCGCCGAGGCGCCAGGUGAAGCGCCAUGGUGGACCCGGUGGGCUUCGCCGAGGCUUGGAAGGCGCAGUUCCCGGACUCGGAGCCCCCGCGCAUGGAGCUGCGCUCGGUGGGCGACAUCGAGCAGGAGUUGGAGCGCUGCAAGGCCUCUAUCCGGCGCCUGGAGCAGGAGGUCAACCAGGAACGCUUCCGGAUGAUCUACCUGCAGACGCUGCUGGCCAAAGAGAAGAAAAGCUACGACCGCCAGCGCUGGGGUUUCCGGCGCGCCACGCAACCCCCCGACGGCGCUGCCACCGAGCCUCGCGUCCCCGCGCCACGGCCCCCUCCAGCAGCCGAUGGCGCUGACCCCGCGCCGGUCGUGACCACCGCUGCCUCCGCCACCGAGGAGCCCGAGGCUCGGCCCGACGGAGAGGGCUCCCCCGGCGGUGGAUGCAAAGCCAGGCCCGCGGCGGCGCCGCGCAGAGCCGGGGCGGCCACUGCGACCACCGCCACCACCAGCAGCAGCACCGCCGACCGGGAAGAGCGUGGGCCCCCCACCAGCGUGGCGGCGCUCCGGUCCAACUUCGAGAGGAUCCGCAAGGCAGAGAAUGAGAAACCCUUCUAUGUGAACGUCGAAUUUCACCACGAGCGCGGCCUGGUGAAAGUCAACGACAAGGAGGUCUCGGACCGGAUCAGUUCGCUGGGCAGUCAGGCCAUGCAGAUGGAGCGCAAGAAGGCCCAGCAGGGUGCCGGUCAGGGUCAGGGCCAGGGUCAGGGUGUGGGGGACGCGCUCAAACCUUCCUACCGGGGACGCGCCUCCGAGAGCAGCUGCGGACUGGACGGGGACUACGAGGAUGCCGAGUUAAACCCCCGCUUUCUGAAGGACAACCUGAUCCAAGCCAACGGCGGCGGCGGCGUUAGGCCCCCGUGGCCACCCCUGGAGUACCAGCCGUACCAGAGCAUCUACGUCGGGGGCAUGAUGGUGGAGGGCAGCGAGGGCAAGGGGCAGCAGCCACCGCCGCUGCUGCUGCGGAGCCAGAGCACGUCGGAACAGGAGAAGCGCCUCACCUGGCCGCGGAGGUCCUACUCCCCACGGAGCUUCGAGGACAGUGGCGGCGGCUACACGCCCGACUGCAGCUCCAAUGAAAACCUCACGUCCAGCGAGGAGGACUUCUCCUCCGGCCAGUCCAGCCGCGUGUCCCCGAGCCCCACCACCUACCGCCCGUUCCGGGACAAGAGCCGCUCACCCUCGCAGAACUCACAGCAGUCCUUUGACAGCAGCAGCCCGCCCACGCCGCAGUGCCAGAAGCGGCACCGGCAGUGCCAGGUGGUGGUGGCCGAGGCCACCAUCGUGGGCGUCCGCAAGACCGGCCAGAUUUGGCCCAGCGAUGGAGAUAGCACUUUCCAUGGAGACCCAGACACCUCGUUUGGAACGUCCCCCGGGUAUGGCUGUGCCGCAGACCGGGCGGAGGAGCAGCAGCGCCGGCACCAGGACGGGCUGCCCUACAUUGACGACUCGCCCUCCUCCUCCCCUCACCUCAGCAGCAAGGGCAGGGGCAGUCGGGAUGCUCUGGAGUCGACCAAAGCGAAUGAGCUGGACUUGGAGAAGGGCCUGGAGAUGAGAAAAUGGGUUCUCUCUGGAAUCCUGGCCAGUGAGGAGACCUACCUGAACCACCUGGAGGCUCUGUUGCUGCCCAUGAAGCCAUUGAAAGCCGCUGCCACCACGUCUCAGCCGGUGCUGACGAGCCAGCAGGUUGAGACCAUCUUCUUCAAAGUGCCUGAGCUCUACGAGAUCCACAAGGACUUCUACGACGGGCUCCUCCCUCGCGUGCAGCAGUGGAGCCACCAGCAGCGAGUGGGCGACCUCUUCCAGAAGCUGGCCAGCCAGCUGGGUGUGUACCGGGCCUUUGUGGACAACUACGGGGUCGCCAUGGAAACGGCCGAGAAGUGCUGUCAAGCCAAUGCUCAGUUCGCAGAAAUCUCUGAGAACCUGAGAGCCAGAAGCAAUAAGGAUGCCAAGGAUACAACCACCAAGAACUCUCUUGAAACCCUGCUCUACAAGCCUGUGGACCGGGUGACGAGAAGCACGCUGGUCCUUCAUGACCUGCUGAAGCACACGCCUCCCAGCCACCCCGACCACCCUCUGCUGCAGGACGCCCUCCGCAUCUCACAGAACUUCCUGUCUAGCAUCAACGAGGAGAUCACACCCCGCCGGCAGUCCAUGACCGUGAAGAAGGGCGAGCACCGGCAGCUGCUGAAGGACAGUUUCAUGGUGGAGCUGGUGGAGGGGGCCCGCAAGCUGCGCCACGUCUUUCUGUUCACCGACCUGCUGCUGUGCACCAAGCUCAAGAAGCAGAGCGGGGGCAAAACCCAGCAGUACGACUGCAAAUGGUACAUUCCGCUCACCGACCUCAGCUUCCAGAUGGUGGAUGAGUCGGAGGCCACUCCCAACAUCCCCCUGGUGCCCGAUGAGGAGCUGGACGCCCUGAAGGUCAAGAUCUCCCAGCUCAAGAGCGACAUCCAGAGAGAGAAGAGGGCCAACAAGGGCAGCAAGGCCGUGGAGCGGCUGAAGAAGAAGCUGUCUGAGCAGGAGUCGCUGCUGCUGCUCAUGUCCCCCAGCAUGGCCUUCAGGGUGCAUAACCGCAACGGCAAGAGCUACACAUUCCUGAUUUCCUCCGACUACGAGCGUGCUGAGUGGCGGGAGAACAUUCGAGAGCAGCAGAAGAAGUGCUUCAAAAGCUUCUCCCUGACGUCCGUGGAGCUGCAGAUGCUCACCAACUCCUGCGUGAAGCUGCAGACGGUGCACAGCAUCCCGCUGACCAUCAACAAGGAAGAUGAUGAAUCUCCAGGCCUCUACGGGUUCCUGAAUGUCAUCGUCCACUCGGCCACCGGCUUUAAGCAGAGUUCAAAUCUGUACUGCACCCUGGAAGUGGAUUCCUUCGGGUACUUUGUGAACAAAGCAAAGACACGUGUCUACAGAGACACCACAGAGCCCAACUGGAACGAGGAGUUUGAGAUCGAGCUGGAAGGCUCCCAGACCCUGCGAAUCCUGUGCUACGAGAAAUGUUACAACAAAACCAAGAUGGCCAAGGAGGACGGCGAGAGCAGCGACCGGCUCAUGGGGAAAGGCCAGGUGCAGCUGGACCCCCAGGCCCUACAGGACAGAGAGUGGCAGCGGACAGUCAUCGCCAUGAAUGGGGUUGAGGUGAAGCUCUCAGUCAAGUUCACCAGCAGGGAAUUCAGCUUGAAGCGGAUGCCAUCCCGGAAACAGACGGGGGUCUUUGGGGUCAAGAUUGCCGUGGUCACCAAGAGGGAGAGGUCCAAGGUGCCCUACAUUGUGCGCCAGUGCGUGGAGGAGAUAGAGCGGCGGGGCAUGGAGGAGGUGGGCAUCUACCGUGUGUCUGGAGUGGCCACCGACAUCCAGGCGCUGAAGGCAGCCUUCGACGUCAAUAACAAGGACGUGUCGGUGAUGAUGAGCCAGAUGGACGUGAAUGCCAUCGCCGGCACGCUCAAGCUCUACUUCCGCGAGCUGCCGGAGCCCCUCUUCACUGACGAGUUCUACCCCAACUUCGCCGAGGGCAUUGCCCUUUCCGACCCCGUGGCGAAGGAGAGCUGCAUGCUCAACUUGCUGCUGUCCCUCCCGGAGGCCAACCUGCUAACUUUCCUCUUCCUCCUGGACCACCUUAAGAGAGUGGCAGAAAAGGAGACAGUGAACAAGAUGUCCCUGCACAACCUGGCCACAGUCUUCGGCCCCACAUUGCUGCGGCCCUCGGAGAAGGAGAGCAAGCUGCCCGCCAACCCUGGCCAGCCCAUCGCCAUGACCGACAGCUGGUCCCUGGAGGUCAUGUCCCAGGUCCAGGUGCUGCUGUACUUCCUGCAGCUGGAGGCCAUCCCCGCCCCAGACAGCAAGAGGCAGAGCAUUCUGUUCUCCACCGAGGUCUAAAGGCGGCCCCCCCACCAGAACUGUCUCCAAGGAGAAGCCGACAGAGGGCCACCCCAUGGCGAAACGGGCCGCCCAUGGAGCAGGAACCAAACCAUCUUGAGGUGUACUUGGGCCACCUGCCAAGAGUGACACUCACCCAAAGCUGAAAGCCAAGCCAGCUAGGUGGUCCCCUCAGGCCCCAACCCUAGGCCGACUCCACCCCAACACUCCCUGGUGCCUCGGUGGUUGGUGGCUGUCUGCAAGUCUUGGGCUGGCCUCAGACUGUGCUUUCCCGUUGCUGGCACCAGAGGGCGCCCCAAGCACGCACAGCUGUCCCGGGCCCAGGAACUGAACAAGUGGAAGCCAGGCUAAGGGAGUGGUUUUUACGAUCUGAAUUGUUCAGAGUUUGAAGACUUCUACUGGAUCACCUGUCAAGAUGCACGCUGUCCGGGGAGGAGCUUCCUCACUGUUGUGUCUUGAAUAAACGCUGCUGCUACUGCUGCACCUGUCGGGGACCACGGCGGAAGGGACUGGGCUGGAUCAGGUGGCCCUCCUUUGGGAACAGACGCCCGUCCCAUUCCCCUAUUCCCCGAGGCAAAGUCCACAGCGCCCCAACCCCCCCACUGCUUGCUUCUCCUCUUCUUUCUAGAAGGAGCUCUCUGUGCUGAAAUGGGUCUGCCUCCUGCUCUCUCUCUCCCAUGGCUUUAGUUUGCUGUUGGAUUUUUAUCUCUUUUUUGUUUUUGGCUUGGUUUUGUGCCCCCUCUCCCGCAGCUGGGCUGCCAUGAAGACCAUGGCGCACACUUCACGGUGAGCCCUUUGGGGACAGGGCAGGACAGUCUACCCAGUCCUGCCCACCCACCCGGCACCCCACUUGCCCGCUCUCCUUUGUCCGAGCCCUGCCCCCCUGCCCUCUGCCCUCCUCAUUACCCCAGUGCUCGGCCCAACAGGCACAGUUUAACUCUCACACAGGUCUUCUCUCCACAGCGGCUGCUUUUAAACACUUUGAUCCGAAGAACUAGCCUUUUUGAUACUUGAAUAUUUUGAAGUUUUAUACAUAGUUUCUGAGUUUUUUUGUUUUCCCUACCAGAUCCCAAUACCUUAAUAAGAUGCUAUUUAGAAUGUC